This is a messenger RNA of Phragmites australis (common reed), 576 nucleotides long. RefSeq names its product replication protein A 70 kDa DNA-binding subunit B-like. The coding region runs from base 1 to 576 and encodes 191 amino acids. The transcript has 4 exons. Lineage: Eukaryota; Viridiplantae; Streptophyta; Magnoliopsida; Poales; Poaceae. The record is from RefSeq and is a predicted model, not a curated record.
AUGGCAGCUGUCAUAUAUGAUGACGAGGUGGAUCGUUUUGAGCCAUUACUUGUAGAGGGACGGGUAUAUUAUGUGUGGCGGAUGUCCGCAAAACCAGUUAUGAAAAAUCAAGACUACAUGUUUGCAGAUAGUCACUUUGUGUGUCGUUUCACAUCAGUGACAGCACUUAAUGAGAUAAGAAAUGUGAACGAGCAAUUUAUCCCAUUAUUUCCACCGUUUAUGCCUUUUGACAAAGUUUGGCAGUUCACUCUGGAUAAUGAUAUGUAUGUUGAUGUCAUUGGCAUGGUUAUGUAUGUGAGUUCUAUGGGGCACAAGUACAGUUUCUACAAUCGAAAGGUCCCACUGAGAAAUAUUGUUCUAAUGCACAGCAGCUAUAAUAUUGUGAAGUUAGUUGUAUGGGACAAGUUAGUGACUAGUAAUCUAAGUACCUGGGAGAAAAUUGCAGAGGACCGUGCUAUUGUUGUGGCCAUGAUGUUGAAUGCAAAGCGCGAUGGAUCAAUAAUGAGCUCAGCGGGCCACCCUCUCCAUGAGUCAAAGAAGAUGAACUAUGGUCAUGUUGCAGAACUGGAGUCUUAG